Molecule: messenger RNA, 1635 nt
Organism: Oreochromis aureus
Lineage: Eukaryota; Metazoa; Chordata; Actinopteri; Cichliformes; Cichlidae
Gene: scdb
Product: stearoyl-CoA desaturase b
Biological process (GO): unsaturated fatty acid biosynthetic process; response to fatty acid
Cellular component (GO): endoplasmic reticulum membrane
Molecular function (GO): iron ion binding; palmitoyl-CoA 9-desaturase activity; stearoyl-CoA 9-desaturase activity
Source: RefSeq, a predicted model, not a curated record
GCGUAACCUAAGCGGUGAACGACAAACAAAAGAAUAAGAGUGUCUACAGACACGAUCGGAGCUCGCCGCUGUAGCUGGAGACUGUGUGCGCGUUUUACUGAUCACAUCUGUGUAGUUUUCGAGGUGCUAUGACAGGGUCCUCUUUGCAAAAAAUAAAAAAUGACUGACAAGAAGCAAAACGGAGAUGCGAGGACAGACUCAAGUACGGUAGAUGAUGCUAUUGACUUUACCUAUAAAGAGAAACCAUGGAAACCGCCGACAGUCUUAAUAUGGAGCAAUAUCAUAGCGUUUAGCCUCCUACAUCUGGGAGCACUUUACGGACUGAUUCUCAUUCCCUCCGCAUCGCCUUCAAGCCUUGCAUGGACUGCAUUUUGCUACGUCUUCAGUGCUCUUGGUGUGACUGCUGGCGCACACAGAUUAUGGAGCCACAGAUCCUACAAGGCCUCCUUUCCCCUGCAAGUCUUUCUUGCCUUUGCCAACUCCAUGGCAUUUCAGAAGAACAUAUAUGACUGGGUGAGGGACCAUCACCUCCACCACAAAUAUGUAGGCACAGACGCAGACCCCCACAAUGCCUCACGGGGAUUUUUCUUCUCCCACAUUGGUUGGCUCCUGGUCCAAGAACAUCCUGACUGCGCUGAAAAGAAACAGCAACUCAACCUGUCUGACCUGACGACAGAUAAAGUGGUUAUGUUCCAGAAACGACAUUACAUGGUGUCUGUGCUAGUCUUCUGGUUCCUUGUGCCCACGCUGGUUCCCUGGUACCUCUGGGGUGAAUCCUUGGUUGUUGGGUGCUUUGUCCCUGGACUCCUGAGAUAUGUUGCACUCCUAAAUGCCACCUGGCUUGUAAACAGUGCUGCACAGUGGGGCAACAGACCUUAUAACAAGAACAUCAACCCAAGGGAAAACAAGUUUGUUUCUUUCGGUGCCAUAGGAGAAGGCUUCCAUAACUACCACCAUACGUUCCCCUACGACUAUGCUGCAAGUGAGUUUGGCAGCAGACUCAACCUCACCACUGCCUUUUUAAACCUCAUGUGCUCUUUGGGUUUGGCCAAAGACCCAAAGACGGUUCCCAAAGAAACAAUCAUUGCUCGGAUGCAGCGAACUGGUGACGGCAGCAACGAGUCAAGCAGCUGCAAGUGACACAACGUUGUAUCAAGACGGUGUCAUUUUACUCGUCGGGUGGUCUUCUCAAGAUCGUUUUUAUCUAGUGUAUCUGUGUAUUUUUCUUCUUUCCUUUUAAAAACAUAAAAAAUACUUUUAGACCCUCGAGAGCAGAGUCAGUUGGACACCAUGUUUGUUGUAUGGAUGCACGGGGUUAUCAGCUUCAUGAUUUCUACUGCUGACAUUUGCCUUAUUGAUUUCCAUCAGUCCACUGGAGAUUAAAGACAACCUCACCAUUUGCACAUAAGGAUGCUACAAAAAUCAAGAGACCUGCUUCUUCUUUCCUCCAGCUGCAGACAACCAAAUCAGUCUCUUUUUAAGGAUGAUUUGCGACACUGAUAAACGCACUUUGUUCUUGAUUUUCAGAUACUUUUUUGUUGUUUUUUGUAUGUAUGAACCUUAAGCACGCACCAAAUUCUUUGCACACCAGAAAGGACACUUUUUAAAAAUUUUUGGAGCACUGUAAAACUAUUA